This is a messenger RNA of Plasmodium knowlesi strain H, 2034 nucleotides long. RefSeq names its product Plasmodium exported protein (PHIST), unknown function. The coding region runs from base 1 to 2034 and encodes 677 amino acids. The transcript is spliced from 2 exons. Lineage: Eukaryota; Apicomplexa; Aconoidasida; Haemosporida; Plasmodiidae. The record is from RefSeq and is a predicted model, not a curated record.
AUGCUUUAUCCGAAGGAUCGUCGUUUGUUGGUGUACCCUUCACUUAUUGUGUACUUUAUCCUGCUUUGGAUUGUGUGUCUGAGCUUAAAUGGAGAAAGGCAGGUAGGGAUAUGGACAAGGACAUACCCAUCUGGGUGUGCAAGAAGUUUGUCCGAGUUAUCGCUCUUUUCAGAUGAUUUUACAUUCAAUGAAAACCAGGACACGAAUAAAAAUCACAACAAUUCCAGAAAUGGCCAGGGUAACAUAACGCACGAAGGACAUCCACGUGUAGGGAUACAUGCAAUGGGCAGCAGGUACGAUAGGAAUGUGCCUGACUGGUCCGAUGAAAGUCUGUUUGACAAGUCCGAUAGGAAUCUGAUUGAUAGGUCCAAUAGGAAUCCCCUUGAUAAGUUUGAUAGAAAUCUGCUUGACAGGUCUGACAGAAAUCUGCUUGACAGGUCCGACAGAAAUCUUCUUGACAGGUCCGACAGAAAUCUUCUUGACAGGUCCGACAGAAAUCUUCUUGACAGAUCCGACAGAAAUCUGCUUGACAGGUCCGACAGAAAUCUGCUUGACAGGUCCGACAGAAAUCUUCUUGACAGGUCCGACAGAAAUCUUCUUGACAGGUCCGACAGAAAUCUUCUUGACAGGUCCGAUGAUAAUUUGCUCGACAAGUCCGAUGAAAGUCUGUUCGACAAGUCCGAUAGGAAUUUGGUUGAUAGAUCUGAUGAUAAUUUGCUUGACAAGUCCGAUAGGAAUCUGAUUGACAGGUACGAUCGGAAUGUCAUUGACAAGUUCGAUAGGAAUGUGCUUGAUAAGUUCGAUAGGAAUGUGCUUGAUAAGUUCGAUAGGAAUGUGGUUGACAAGUUCAAUAGGAAUGUGGUUGACAAGUUCAAUAGGAAUGUGGUUGACAAGUUCGAUAGGAAUGUGGUUGACAAAUUCAAUAGGAAUGUGGUUGACAAGUUCGAUAGGAAUGUACUUGACAAGUUCGAUAGGAAUGUGGUUGACAGGUUCAAUAGGAAUGUGGUUGACAGGUUCAAUAGGAAUGUGGUUGACAAGUUCAACAGGAAUGUGGUUGACAAGUUCGAUAGGAAUGUGCUCGAUAGGUACAAUAGGAAUGUGCUUGACAGGUCCGAUGAUAAUUUGCUUGACAGGUCCGAUAGAAAUAUGAUUGACAGGUCCGAUAGAAAUAUGAUUGACAGGUCCGAUAGGAAUAUGAUUGACAGGUCCGAUAGGAAUAUGAUUGACAGGUCCAAUGAGAAUUUUCUUGGCAAGACGGAUGAAAAUUUUUUUGGGAAGUCCGAUGAAAAAUUUCUCGGCAAGUCCGAUAGGAAUGUACUUGAUAGGUACGAUAGGAAUCUGCUUGACAGAUCCGAUGAUAAGUUGCUUGACAAGUCCGAUGAAAGUCUGUUCGACAAGUCCGAUAGGAAGUUGGUUGAUAGAUCCGAUGAGAAAAAUGAUAGAAUGCCUCACUCGAGACCAAGUCAUGAAGCAUAUGCAGGAGAAUACUGCGGAACUGUUCACUCCAGUUGGAGGAACCUUAUCCGACGAAAGUACAGGUCAAGGCUGCCAUACGGUUGCACCUAUCAUGACAUUUCGAGGAAUCUCAUGGAUGAAGAUAUAUUAAAAAUGCCGCAGGAAUUAUUUUUUUGGUUUAAUAAAAGAAAGGCAUUUAUUUCUUACUUUUACUAUGGGAUAUACUUAGAAAGGAAGUACUACGUCAUGGUGAAUAAUCUGAAAGCAUGGUUUUCCACCGUAGCAGAAGCCAAUAAUUUGCCAGAUGAUUACAAGUUAAAAUGGUGGGAAGAAUGCAACAAAGAGCUCAUGUACGAUUUGGAAUGCAUCCAGAGGACAUGUGAUAAUUUCUUCCGCAACUUUGCUUGUAGGAACACAGGAAGAUAUGUAUGGGCCAUGUCAUUUGAAAAUCUACUGCAUCGUCUUCGGAAGUUAACACAUGGAAGUAUUAACCGAAACAAGGAGAAAUGGACUAAUAUUUUGGCACAUAAAGUGAAAAGCUAUAAAAGGAGGGAAAAGAGGAAGCAUAAUAAAAAAUGA